AUGAUUGGCGCCGACGGACGUUUCCAGUUACGGCACCGCCUGUCAUUCCUCGCGCUGGACCGUGCGGUUAUAAAAGCUCGCCGGCUCUGUCCGACACACGGCCGAUUCGACUUUGCUUCCUUUUUCAAGCCUUCCCAAACCAUUCAAAUAGUCAUUCUCAUACAAAGAUUCCUAAUUUCAGCCGCAGAAAUGUUCUCUUCGAAGAUGAUCUUUUCGUGCGCCUUGGUCGCCAGCUGCGCCGCCACCAUCGUGAGUUGUUUAGUAUUAAUAAGAUUCAUUCUAAAGACGACUAGUGGCUAUUUGAAUUUGCAAUCAUUUUCUCGUACACGUCGAAAAUUUGAGACACGGGUUCGAAUUUUAAUUAAUGUAUCAAAGUUGAAUUUGAAACUUGUCCUUAUCAAAAACAUACCUAUCGAAAAUUUCGAUAAACCUCCAAUCACUAUAUUAUUAAAAGAAAGUCUGAAAAUCUGUCUGUACUUGGCAACAUGAAAAGGAACCAGGAUAUGAAAAAUCCGUAAUUACUUGACUUGACAUAAAAAUCAUACAAGUUUUGCGUGAAUAAGAAUAUAGACUGCAUUCGAUAAGGAUAAAAACACUCAAUCUCGGACUUUCUGAAGCAUCUUGGAACACCAUUUUAAAAAAAAGCUGUCUUUUUUCCAUGUUCAAAGUUUGAGAGAGCUUUUAAUGAACGAGGAAUUGAAACUCAAAGAUAAAAUAGGAAGUCAAUUGUAACAACUUCCUUUCCAGAUAACAUAACACUCUUACUAGCCUUCAACUUUCAUGCAAACAACUUCAGAAGACUAAAUGUUUCAGUUCAACGAGGACUCGUUGGAAACGACGCCAGCCGACCAAUCAGCCGCCGCGACGACUUCGACGGCGCUGGUCAUCCGUGCCAAACGUCAGUGCGGAGGCAUGGGAGGCUGCGGAUGCGGAGGAUCAUGCGGCGGAGGCUGUAUAGGAGCCGGAUGCGGCGGAGGAUGUAGCGGCGCGUCUUGCGGCGGCGGAUGUAGCGGCGCGUCUUGCGGCUGCGGCAGCCUCGGAAUGUGUGGAUCGGUAGGCGACGUCGGCGGUUGUUGAGAUCCUUGGACCUUCAGACUUGCUGUCCUUCGGCACCCCCUCCGUGCACUUGCGGAACUCCUGGCUGUGCUCAAUGCGUCACCAACACCGUCUACGUUCCGGUGCAGCAGACGACCUGCUGCCGCUGCUGCCAGCCAGUUUGCACUCAGGCUUGCGUCAACGUAAGAGCGUCUCAUUUUCUUGAUACUUGACCGUCCGAGUUCUGCAGGGGGGAGGAUGCAGCUGCGGAUGCACCCGCGGAGGAUGCGGCCGUAAGCGUCGCAGUCUUCUCGCUAUCGCCAACGAAGAAAUGAGCAAGAACGGCGACAGCAUGAUCUAA
This is a messenger RNA of Caenorhabditis auriculariae, 1396 nucleotides long. NCBI's taxonomy places the organism in Eukaryota, Metazoa, Nematoda, Chromadorea, Rhabditida, Rhabditidae. The record is from the annotation of a GenBank genome assembly.